Messenger RNA from Sycon ciliatum, 4356 nucleotides. RefSeq lists its product as uncharacterized. The transcript has 2 exons. NCBI's taxonomy places the organism in Eukaryota, Metazoa, Porifera, Calcarea, Leucosolenida, Sycettidae. The coding region runs from base 120 to 3176 and encodes 1018 amino acids. The record is from RefSeq and is a predicted model, not a curated record.
UCUUGCAAUAAACGUUUGUGCCGGUUGCAUGGCUGGUCCGAAUCGAGAGCGGAGAAAUCCUGAAGUCAGCCUCUCCUGUUAUCACUAGUCUAGAGCGCAAGAAGGAAAAGAAGGAGAGAAUGGAGCCGGUUGAUCCGCCUCCCAGGAUAGGUCCGGACGAGGCAUCUCGCUCCGGUAAGCGCUUGCUGCCCAAGGCGGUGGAGAAAUACCGCGAUCGUCUUCGUGCUGUGUACAAGAAUUUCCAGUAUCCUCUUGAGGCGUGCAAAGGAAACGAAGAAAGAACUCUGGACCUGGAGGAGGUGUUCGCUGACUUGCACAUAGUGCCCAAACAGAAGCUGAAUGCCAGGAUGGAGGACGUUGAUAGGCUGGGCACGUCAGCAGGCAUGGAAGACUUGGCGCACUCAUUCUCUCCCGGUGCGAAGAAGCUACGAAAGAUACGACUUGCCCAACUGCUCACCCUCAAGAGGUCACAGCGUCAGCGCAUGUACAAGAACACGUUCCGUGUGAUGGUGCUCUCGUGCGCUGGUGGAGGCAAGACCAUGUUGAUGGUGAAAAAGGCGCCGUACGAGUGGGCGCUCGGUCGCAUGUGGGAUGAGAUCGACGUGCUGUGUGCACUGGAGCUACGCUUGUCGUCCGUACGCAAUGCGCAAUGCAUAGGUGACCUGCUGAACCUGCAGAAUCGUGGAAUCACAUUGCCAGUUGAUCAGGCUGAAGUGAUCGACUACAUCUGCGACCAUCCGCAACGUGUGUGUAUUGUACUAGACGGCCUAGACGAGGUGAGCCUCGACGACUGUAGCGAUUUCAUCAACAACCUUAUCCGCGGUACUGAACUGCCUGGAGUUCGUCUCAUCCUGACGUCUCGGCAUUCAGCUGAAGCCAUGCGACUCAUGCACACACUACCGUUUCAGCGACGUGUUGAACUUCUCGGCUUUGACGACGACAACCUAGGCCGCUACGUGCACAACAUCCUCAAAGCGGAAGAAGCCACAGGUCUCCUGGAGAAAAUCUCUUCCAACCCGCAGCUGGGAGCCAUGAUGCGAACGCCGUUCUUGGCGGAAGGCGUGUGCAAGCUGUACCGCUGCAACAAGACUGUACCGGACACGCUAGGCCCUCUCUUCAACUCUCUCAUCCUCAAUGUCCUGCAGCAGCAGCAGCAACAGAAAGCUAUCAAGGACCAGCAGCAGUACGGUAACUGGGGCAGCGUUCCCGAUCAUAUCAAGGACGUCGUAGCGGAGCUCGGCUGCUUUGCUUUCCAAAUGCUCAUCCGCAAACGUGUAGUGUUCACGGAGGACGACUUCACAAUGUUCCAAGUCUCGUCAGCCGCACGUUCACUGGGUUUUCUCGUAGCCUGUGACAAAGCAGUGCACGACACCGGUGACCAGUGGAGGUUUAGCCACCUGUCCAUGCAAGAAGCAAUCGCGGCUCACUUCUAUGCCCGCACAUGCAAGCCUACAGCGGCUGAUGUUCGACAGCUUGUCAACUAUAUCGGCUCAAUGCCUGGCGCGCUCAGUACCUUUGGCAUUUUCCUUGCCACAGAGCUUGAUAGUGAAUGUGUGGAAGCACUCCUCCACAGCAUCCUCUUUGGCAAGCCGAUGGCAAUGACCGGAGCAGAGGAUCACCGUAUCGUGCACUUUCUUUGCGUCAUACGCGAUGACAUGAUGCUGUGGGCCGACCAUUUAGCUUCGGUUUUUCAACUGGAAGAUGCCGAGACUCUCGCCGAGGAGCUUCUGUCCGGAAAGAUUGGCAUGGCCUCAUCAGCCUCUGAAGUCGUCAAGGCCGCAAUGGAUCCCGCGGUUAAAGUCACAAGCAAGGAAUUCCUUCGCACUCUUUUGUCGCUAUGGUUACGUCACACGCCGAGCGCUAACACACAGAUGUUGUACGAUUACAUCUGCAGGUUUGCGCAGGGACUUGCUGUACGUUGCUUUUCAGCUACACCACAGUGCCAAACAGAUCCCGGUACUUCAUCCAGCACCGCGAUGCUAUCCGCUGCGACCAAUUCCUCUUCUCCUAGCCAACUCAACACAACAGAAAGUAGAGGAUAUCGCCUUGUGUUCGCCUGCCGGGUCUUCUCAGCGCAUGCCAGCACCGACCACUUCCAGGGCAAGUCGAUUCCCAGUCUAGAGCAAGUCCUACAGGAGAGUGGCCUCGAUUUCGACAAUGUUCUCUUGACUGCAGCGGAUUGUCAGUCUGUCAGCACAGUAAUGCACCACUAUCACCAGUGCAUCACCAGGGUUAGUCUAAAAGAUUGUGCUAUUGGAGAUGAUGUGUACCAGUGUCUCAGCGCCGGACUGACCCUGCUCAACAAUGUGACAGAUAUCGAUUUACAAGACAACCUGCUCACGGACCGGCAUGCAGGACACAUCGCUUCCCUCAUCAAGACCAAUGCUUCUAGCCUGGGCAAACUCUUCACCGAUGGAAAUGCAUUUACCAGCCUGGGAAAUGUUGAGCUACACCACUAUACUCACACCUGUACUGGAUUGCAGCUGCUAAGUAUUGGAGGUCAGGGCUCAACGGAUGAGUCCAUUAACCUGAGCGUCUUGUCCAAGAUCCUUGGUGAGUGCACAUUACUGUAUGUCAUUGGGCUAGUUGAUUACAGAAUCGGUGAUGCUGGACUGGCACAGAUUGCCCCACUACUCACAACAACCAGUCGGGUAGUCCUUGCUCUGGCAAAGGUUGGAAUAAGCGAGAGCAGCACCAUGGUCUUGUCUAACAUCCUGCACAAGCACUGUGAUACUUUACAGAUGCUUGCACUCAGCGGUAGCCACUUGACUGAUGGGUGCCUUAAAGUCAUCAGCAACCCUCUCCGCAAUUGCAGUAAGCUACAACACCUGUAUCUAGAUGACUGCAACCUAUCUACAUCCUCGCUACCUGUACUAGCUUCACUUCUCCGGAGUUGCAAGGCUCUCUCCGAACUGCAUGUCACGGGAAAUGACUUCCAGGAUGCCAAAGCUAUAGCAGAGCCGUUCGCUAGGUCCGUUGAGUCCUGCACUUCCCUGAACCGGCUCGUUAUGCCAGAAAUGCAGCUACUCGAUCCUCGUCUGCAUCAAGAACUGGUGUCACUAAACAAGCCAGGUCUGGCUGUGCAGUUCGAGAAGUGCAUAGACUAUCCCGAACCUAAGCAUGACAGUGAGGGUGUGUACAACCCAGAUGAGGACAGUGAUGAUGACGAUGACUAGUGGGAGAAGCUGUCAUUCACCCGUAUGGCUAAAAGACGGUAUCCAUUAUACACUAUGGUAUCAACCAUGCCAUGUGACAUCCGCUACACUGUAUGUAUUCGCUAUGCCUUGUGGUACCCGCUAUGGCAUAUAGCAUCUGCUACUCUGUAUGGCAUCCGCUAUGACGUGUGAAAUUUGCAAUGCACCAUGCCAUGUAUGGAUAACUAUGCCGUAUGAUAUUCGCUACGCCAUAUUGUAUUCGCUACGCCGCAUGAUAUUCGCUACGCCGUAUGAUAUUCGCUACACCGUAUGGUAUUCGCUACGCCGUAUGGCAUCCACAGCGCCGUAUGGCAUCCAGUAUGCCAUGUGUCAUCCACUAUGUUGCAUGGUAUCCACUGCGCCAUGUGACGUACGUGUUGCCGCGACACAUCCAAUAUCCCGUGUGACAUUCGCUUUACGCACACCCCCCCCCCCCCCUCCCCCUCCCUCCCCUCAAUCACUCACUUCGUCCGCCCCUCCGCCUGAUAGGCUGGUUAAGUUAAUGUGCAAUGUCAUGUACAUACACGUGUGCAAUAUCAUGUACAUGCUUACUGACUGUUCUUUUCGUGUACUCUACAAGUGUGGCCGUUCAACAUACCACGUCACGUAGUUGCAUGUUCUCUAACCGAACAUACAUGCACACUGUAUAUCAGAAACACUUACAGUACUUACAGGACAUUUUCAUUAAAAUGCAUGUGUUCUAGUGGCAAAACCUUGAAACCCGUUUAGUAAACACAUUAUGUCUUUUCUGCCUGUUUCGCUGUCUCCAUUUCCAUCCCUUUCUCCCCACCCCCUCUCCCUCUCUCUCUCUCUUUCUCUUUCUCAUGCUGCAUUGCUCUCUUUACCAACCCCCCCCCCCCCCCCACCACCACCACCACUUGUAAAUGACGCUUGAGUUCAUCCAAUUUCUUGUUCCCAUUGAGCUGCCACUCUUUGUCGUCAACAUUCUCCAUUGAUGUUGAUUCUAGGCUUGCUUUGCCUAUGCUUGAACCAUCUAAUACUAUGCUAGGUCACGCUGCAGAGACCACGAUGCUUUUUCUAUGCCCGCACUACGCUGUUUUGUGGCCGCCUAUACCAGCUGACAGGAUCUGGAAUGGACUAUCCAGACCACUUUGCUCUGUCUAUGCAUGAACCAUCUAGUAGAAUGCUUGUUCAGACUGUA